This is a messenger RNA of Bombus pyrosoma, 6551 nucleotides long. Its product is annotated as junctophilin-1-like. The transcript is spliced from 9 exons. Gene Ontology annotation, cellular component: junctional membrane complex; endoplasmic reticulum membrane; plasma membrane. Lineage: Eukaryota; Metazoa; Arthropoda; Insecta; Hymenoptera; Apidae. The record is from RefSeq and is a predicted model, not a curated record.
GCGAUGUACGUUGAGGUGGAUAGUCGCAAUCAUGCCACCACCCUGACGCACGUUCCCGUAUCCACGGUGCGUGUACGUCGACGACGCAGAGGUGGAAAAUCGAGCCGGAGCCUCCGCAAUAAAACGAAUCUCGCGAGGCAUAGUAUACCUGUUUUAUUGCGGAACGACACGCGAGAACCGGAAGUGACAGGAAGUGUAGGAGAAUUGAGACCAAGGGAAGAGACAACUUUACAGCGACGAUCAGCGUGACACGAUCAUCGUACAACGACCACGACGAAGAUAGGCGGUGAACGAUCGAAAAGGAAGAAGGACCAGGGUCGAGUAGAAACAGAGACCGGUGCGCAACGGUGGAGAGUAACAGAGGAAGCAACGAUCGACGCGUCCACGGUGGCCCAUCGAUGCCGGAGCGUCGAGACGCCACAUCACGGCACGAGGUCCGUUGGUGGUACGCGUAAAACGAGAAGAAACGUGGAGGUGGAAGGAAGGAAGGAUGACGGAGCAACGUUCAGCAGGGAGACGAGGCGCGUGCGAUUUUUGGUAACGGGUCAGCGCGACGACACUAACGAAGACGACGAAGACGAAGACGACGAUAAGGAGCACGACAACUACAACGACUACGACUACGACCACAAUCACGACGAGGAAGAAAAAGAAAAAGGCAAAGAUUACGACGUGGGUGGUGGGGAAAGAAGUUGGUGGUGGAGGAGGAGGAGGUGGUGGAAGACUAGAAAGUGGUGUUAAGAGAUGCAGCAACAGCCAGCGCCGAACGGGGUGGCAGGUGGUGCCGAAUUGCCUCAAACAGGUGGCAUAAGCACUGCCCAACCUGGAGCGACAGGUACCGCCACGGCGGCGUCUAAUCGUGCCCAGGUUAACGGUGGCAGAUUCGAUUUCGACGAUGGCGGCACCUACUGCGGCGGUUGGGAAGAUGGAAAAGCUCAUGGACACGGCGUAUGUACGGGACCCAAGGGCCAAGGUGCAUACUCUGGUAGCUGGCACUUUGGUUUCGAGGUCUCCGGUGUCUACACCUGGCCUAGUGGAUCGGUUUACGAAGGCCAGUGGCAGAAUGGGAAACGCCACGGUCUGGGCAUGGAGACCCGUGGACGGUGGAUUUAUCGUGGCGAAUGGUCUCAAGGAUUCAAGGGUCGAUACGGUGUCAGACAAUCGACCACGUCCACGGCGAGGUACGAGGGCACGUGGGCGAGUGGACUUCAGGAUGGAUACGGUUCAGAGACCUACGCGGACAGUGGCACGUAUCAAGGUCAGUGGUACCACGGCAUGAGGCACGGCUAUGGCGUGAGAGCGAGUGCUCCGUUUGGUUUGGCGAGUCAUUACAAACCGUCAAAGCACGUCAGGGCUUCCUUGACGUCUCUAAGGAGCGCGGACGAUGGCGGGGCAGUGGCACCGACACCAGAACCGACCGACAGAAGGGAUCGUCGUGUUGGUGACAGUAGGGGUGGUUUCGUGUUAAAAGCUAGGAGCGACAAUCCACCAGCAAGAAGAAAGAGUCUCACGGAGAAAUCCUUGAAGAAGGGCAUUCUUUCGGGGCUGAAGAUUCGAAAGCAAAGAAGUACAGGUGAUCUAGAGAAACAUGGUACUGGAGGCAGUAUUAGGAGUAAUGCUAGCUCGGCAUCGUGGAUGUCGACAGAAAGCUCGCAGAGUCAGGCUUCGGCAUCUGUUCAUACGGACAGCAAUGCUUCCUUCGUCAUCGAGGACGAACAAAUGGACGCCUCGGUAACCGAGACGUACCUCGGCGAGUGGAAGAACGACAAGAGGACAGGCUUCGGUAUAUCGGAGCGUAGCGAUGGCCUGCGAUACGAGGGUGAAUGGUUCAAUAAUCGAAAGUACGGAUACGGUGUGACAACGUUCCGCGAUGGCACCAAGGAAGAGGGCAAGUACAAGAACAACGUGUUGAUCACCAGCCAGAAGAAGAAGCAUCUGUUCCUUAUCAGAUCGGCCAAGUUCCGUGAGAGGAUAGAGGCUGCGGUGAAUGCGGCUCAAAGGGCGAGCAAGAUCGCUCUUCAGAAGGCGGAUAUAGCGAUCUCGAGAACAGCCACUGCGCGAGGAAGAGCCGAGUUAGCGGAUGCAGCUGCCGAGCAAGCGAGAGAAGAUUCGGAACUGGCUCAGCAGACGGCGAAGCAAUUUGCGCCGGACUUCCGACAACCUGGACUCGAGAGAUUACGUAACAGGGAGAUACCGAAGUACGUGCCACCACCUCAGGACAGUAUUCCAGCGAAGAGUAUUCUUCACAAGGGGGGCAGCGUGGAUCAACCUAGUUCUACGCCUAUGAAGAACCCGACCUCGGAAACAACGUCGGGAACAACUACGUCAGCGACAACCACGGCAAGUAACGUGAUGCAGUCGAUCAGGAGAGCCAGCAUGAAGCCGCAGAGCCAAUUGUCACAAAAUCAACUGCUGAGCAAUCAAUUGCCACAAAAUCAGCUACCGCAGAAUCAGUUACCGCAGAAUCAGCUAUCGCAAAGCGAGCUAGCGAAUCAGGUGACCCCAGCUCAACUGGUGAACCAGCUACCUCUGAAUCAAUUGAACCAGACUACCUUGAGCGGUCAAAAUCUUUAUCAAACGCAGUACCCUCAGUCGAUGGCUCAGAAUCCUAUUCAACAGUAUCCUAACAGUAUACCGAAUCAGUAUCAGCCAAUGAGUCAGUUCCAGGGAGGGCAAUACGCUCCACAGAAUCAGUACCCUGUUCAAGGUAGUCCCUAUAAUCAGCCUCAAUACCAACCUAUGAAUCCACCUCAGGGCGAUCAGUAUUUGUACCAACAACAACAGCAGCAAGUUGGACCACACGGGUAUCAGAAUAUGCAAGGUUAUCCUAGUCAGCAGGUAAUAACACAUUAAGUAGAUUACUAGAUCUUCUUUUCGAUUAAACUGUGUAGGUUAUAUAAUUUUGUGCAUAUAUAUCAAUCCUGUUCAAUUUCUUUUUAGACGUUACCGAAUCAAUAUGGGCUAAGUCAAAUGAAUCAAUACAACUCCCAGCAAAUAUAUGGGGAACAGCAACAGCAGCAAUUACCACCCCAAUCACAAACCCAAAUUCCACAACAAUACGAACCUGAUGGCGACCCAAAACGACCACCGAGUUCUACGAGUAUACGAAGAAACAGCAGGGUUUUAUCCCCCCAGGAUCGACCCAAUACCAUUGGGCAAACGCUAAACGACAGGCUAGAUCAUUAUAAGAGGCCGCCCAGUCGUGAUAGUUCCGUAGAUCGAUACGCUAGAGCGCAUUCCCGAUUGACUGGAUCGAGACAGCCGUCCGUCGAUAAAUCCGUCACGAAUCCAUCCCUAGACAUGCUCGACAGAUCUAUGAGAGCACCGAGCGCGAUUCGAUCGGGCACACCAUUAAACGGAUCCGUGGUGGGAAGCGGUGCCGCAACACCGACGUACGCUGCCUCGACUUCCGGUCAAUUCGAGGGCGCCCUCCUGAAGAAUCGUAACCUUGGACAAGAUAUUCUGCCGAGUCCAGGACAGCCUAAGCGUACAGAAAGCCUCUACGUAGCUCCCGGACGCGGUUCGACCGCAUCCGGUGGCGGAGGCGGUGGCGGAGGCGGCAUGUCGAAGGACGCAGGCCGGACGGUCCCCGCCUUCGCCGCAACGUCGAAGGGCCGCGCAACCCUAUGAGUAUAAGUAUUAUAAAUAAAAUAUGUACACACACACACACUGCGAUGGAACCAAACGCGAGCCGCGUCGCGUUUUAUAACGAAUGAGUCGAGACCAGUUUAAAGAGGGGCGGCGUUCGUGACUAGACCCUGGAUUCCUGACGAGAACAAGCGAGAAGGGGCUGCUCGAGGGCAAAAAAGGGAGGUGGUUCUGCCUCCUCCGAUUCUAUCGGGGAGAAAGUGUGGCCUGCGACAACUGAUUAUGUAACGAAAAAUUAAUUUAAGGGUUAAGAUCAAGAUAUACCGAUGGAUCGUUUUUACGAUUACCCUUACACGGUCCACGAAUAAUUCAUAGCCUGUAUGUUGUUCAGUGUGAUACUGUGUUUAGUGUUCGUUAUAGAAUGUAAUGUUAUCCGUAGGGCGUAUAACACGUUGUGUUCUAACUUAUGGCCACGUAACAACAGCUAGUGUGAUUUAAAUGCAUGCUUCUUCACGGAAAGACGAAGCUAAUAUCAAGGGCAAAGAACUUUGCAGAAUCUUUGCUUAAGAAUCUAGGGUCUAUUCACGACAAGAACCGCGCGCAACCAACAGUUUCUCGAGCUUCAACAAUGCAACAACGUUUAAAUACAUUCCAACCUCCAUCGACCAAUAAUUAUUACUACCCAAGUACGUUCCAAAAUAUAAUACGUUCCAAAAUGCGUGUUUCACGCGAUUGCUCGUUGUUGGACGAAUAAUCGUUGAAUUUUGUUAACGUGGUCUAGAGGAGAAUGGCCUAGCCGCUUCUCUAAACUCUAAGGCUUUCGCUCAGUCGUAUCGCCAACGUUUUGAUCGAUCAAACACAUUCGCUGGAUGUUUGAACGGACUCGACUCGUUUGGUGCACGUGGUAUUAUACAUGGUUUAGCGAACGGGUAUCUUACAGUUUACACGGGCAUCCUGAGCGACGUGUUAACGGGAACAGAGACCGGAACCGUUGUUUGGUAUGCGUCGAAAAAGAAAAUAUUUUCAGACCGACCAUUUAGUCUCAACGAUCGCGUGUGUGCCAGACAGGGGCAUUAGGGUAAGGUUAUAGCAAGAACGAUUCUGGAUGUUCUCCUUUGAACGAUAAAAUACUGUUAGGGGAUAACAUAUAAUCGGGAAGUAUCCUUAUGCAACGAGGAUCGUUAUGAAACAUAAAAAAGGUCGACACAGAAAAACGUUGAUGUAAGAAAUUACAAAUAUAAAAAUAAUACACCGUCGGUUUGUUCUACCGAAUAACUCGAAGUAAACAAUCUAUCAUGAAAACAAAGUUGUCGUGAGUCACUGAGGACUACGCCAUGGGUUGAACAUAUUUCUUUGUCAUAAAAGACCUUGGUGCAAAUUGAAAGGUGUUUGUUGUACAAAAAUUCUAUUUGUAUGACUUCUUUCGCGCAUAAGUCAUCACCGUGCUAUAUGGUCGCUCUUCGUAGCCUUACCCUAACACUGGCAAAUCUUGAAAUUCUCAAGGUGUGAAUUAGCAAAGAACUCGUACCUGGUCGUAGAUUGUUACUAGCUAUUAUGUAGGUAAUUCGCAUCCGUGAUUGACAGCCACUUAACCCUUUCAACCUCUGGUACAUAACAAUUUCUUUUCUUUCGUUUUUUUAUGGUCUCGGUUAAAGGAUGUAAGAUUUGUGAGAGGUGAAAAGAAGUUCAAAAGCUGGACGCACAGAUAAAAAGGUUCCUUCUUGGAUUCGGUGUAAAAUAGUAUUAUCGAGGCUGAAAGGGUUAAAUCGAAUUUGGGCAUUGAACGAAGCGGACAACGUUCUUUCCGCCUUCUCGUCAGAGACAGAGUUAUUUUUCUAUGAGAAGCAUAAUAGAUGUAGUAGAAUGGAUGAACGAAUAUUUGCGAAAGUUCUGUCAGGUGAUGCAGACGACCUGUGCUCGAUUUGUCGAUAUUGCGAUUCGUUCGACUACAUAGCUUGUACGGGAGAGCAACAAGAUGAUGAAAAUUUGUCGAAAGUCGAGAUGCUUAGUAGACUGUUCGUUCCGACGUGGAAAUUCUAGCGGAAAAAAAAAAGAAAAGAAAAAUGCAAUAUCGAACAAUGGUACAGAGGUACAGACCCGGAUGCAAAGAUAUUUACGCCGUUAACGUUUCCAAAAAGGAAAACAGGAAAAAGACUCGUUUUAAUUCUACACACUUUCGUUCGAGUGAUCGAACGAAAGCCAAACUACUCGACCGAUAAUUCAAAACACAACCGUUUAAUUAAUUCUCUUCUUCUUUUUUUUCUUUCAAUCUAUUUCAAUCGCCUUUCCUUUUUGUUUUUUCUCAUUAAAUCCAAACAUCGAAUACUUCUCCACUGAAUGAUCGAUUGAUCGCGAUUGAAUGUCGAACGAUCGAAAACAGAGCAUGCACUUACACACGCACGCAAAUGAUUUCAACUCAUUCAACAUGGUGUUACGUCCAUUAAAUAAGCAAAGUAACGUGUAUGAUGUUACGUCCAUUAAUUAAGCAAUUCAAGGAAUUCGAAAGGUAAGGUUCGCGCGGUGUGGAGGCGGGGACCGGUUUUUUUACAAUUCUUUCUACUUGACCGUGCGUUUCUUUUCCUUUUAACAAGCUUCGUACCCCUUUCUCGAUUCCUCUCUGUCUCAACAAGACCCUAUGUACUUCCUGCCUCGAAUUCUACGAUCUCGUCUCUCAUCCGUCAUUGUCGGAUGUUAAUUGUAUUGUCUCGAAUGCAUUCCCCGACCCUUACCGACGAAGGUUACAGUCCCCCUUGUUCCACGUUUCACGUUUACUUGGCGACGAUUACCAGAGAAAAAUCUUUUUUUACCCUCCACCUCCACGCCGCUUGUUUUCUCCUAUUUUUUGAUCAGAAACAUUAUUUUUCUAACGCAUGCUUCUAUGACGUAGCGUCACUCUGUAAAGUUUAUGAUAUAUUGUACUAGUUCUACAAGAUGGGAUAUAUAUAUACACAUAUAUAUAUAUA